AUUUGUGAGAAAGUCCCGAGAGACGUGAGAUGUCGCGAGAUUUCGUAGACAAGCAACAAGAAGACGCAGGAAAUAUGGCGGCGCUCGCGGUGGUAGAAACUCCAUCAGGAAAAGAUGCCAUCGCAGAAGGACUUUUUGAUUUGUUAAAACCUGCAGUACAGCAACUCGAUCUUCAUGUGCAUGCGGUGAGGGAGAGUCAAGUGGAGCUCCGUGAGCACAUUGACAACUUGGCAACUGAGCUGUGUAGAAUUAACGAACACCAGAAAGUCGCUCUGGACUUGGAUCCUUAUGUGAAGAAGCUGCUCAAUGCCAGGCGCAGAGUUGUUUUGGUCAACAACAUCCUACAGAAUGCACAAGAGCGUUUGAGAAGGUUGAACCAUAACGUGGUGAAGGAGACCGCACGCCGGAAAACCAUGCUUGAAACAUCCGGAGCGUUUUCCACACGUUCUCCUAGCAAGCCAUGAUGAGUGGCAAUUUAAGAGAGGACACUGCACGAUGAAAUAAAGUGAAGCUGUGUAUCAGAGAUGCAGUGGAUUAUGCACAGGAUGGACUGAUGUACAGCACUGAGGCUUGUGUACAUCUAGAACCAGCCGAAGAGCCUGCUGUGUACAGAGAGCUGUUAUACUGUAUAUGCACAAGAUAGUUGGGUAUGCAUAAUGAUUAAUAUUGAUUAGCUUUGAUUUGCACCUGGCUUUACCUCUCCUGAUCUAUGUAUUUGUCGCUCAGUACUGCUGUUUGUAUCUUCACAUGCCAGAAAGCAUGCUCACAUGUAACAGAAACGGGUGCUACCCUCAAACUAAUUCUUCUAAUCCUUUCUUAAACCAGUAGCCAAGGUCAGUAGAAAGCUAGCUGACAUUAGGCUGUCUUAUCCUGAUAUCAUGACAAGCUAGCUUGUGUUAGGCUAACUGCUGUGUUGCGUUGUGUAAUAGUUCUGUUUGAGAGAGAGAGACUGAGAGAGAGAGAGAGACUGAGCGAGAGAGAGAGACUGAGCGAGAGAGACUGAGCGAGAGAGACUGAGCGAGUGAGUGAGAGUGAGUGAGUGAGUGAGAGUGAGUGAGUGAGUGAGUGAGAGUGAGUGAGUGAGUGAGAGUGAGUGAGUGAGUGAGUGAGAGAGAGAGACUGAGCGAGAGAGACUGAGCGAGAGAGACUGAGCGAGAGAGAGAGAGUGAGUGAGUGAGUGAGAGAGAGUGAGUGAGAGAGAGUGAGUGAGAGAGAGUGAGUGAGAGAGAGUGAGAGAGAGUGAGUGAGAGAGAGUGAGUGAGAGAGAGUGAGUGAGAGAGAGUGAGUGAGAGAGAGUGAGUGAGUGAGAGAGAGAGAGUGAGUGAGUGAGAGUGAGUGAGUGAGAGAGAGUGAGUGAGUGAGUGAGAGAGAGUGAGUGGGAGAGAGAGAGACUGGGAGAGACUGAGAGAGCGAGAGAGUGACUGGGAGAGAGUGACUGGGAGAGAGAGACUGGGAGAGAGACAGAGAGAGAGAGACUGAGAGAGCGAGAGACUGAGAGAGAGACUGAGAGAGAGAGACUGGGAGAGAGAGACUGGGAGAGAGACAGAGAGCGAGAGACUGAGAGAGCGAGAGACUGAGAGAGCGAGAGAGAGAUAGAUACCUGACAAAGACUGCACUGAGUCAGUAUAUUCCUUUUUAUAUCAUUACCAGAGUGCAAACAUCAGCAUGCUGAGGAACUAGGCUAAAAACUUUGUCCAGGUGAAAUGAAUGCCACGAUCACACACACAGCAACAAAGUGACGGAGAUCGUCCCUUUUCAGUAAGAGCCUACGACUUCUCGACUACAGACUUGAAGACUUAAAUCGAAGCAGUUGUUAACGAAUCGUAAAUUUGCAGACUCCAUUUCAUGUGUUGGCCAAUGGUUUUAUUAAAACGAGUGAUUUUAAGGAACUGUAGAAACUAUACUGUCGUCUAAACGUCUUCUCACGGGAAACGCUAGAAGUUAUCGUUUGUUUGUUUUGAAUCGCUUUUAUUAGUUGUAGAUUAUGUGUCUGGCUGACGGUUUGUUUUUGUUUUUUUGUGGAACCCGUUGCCGUAAUGAUUCAGAAUGAGCGUGUUAAUGUAAACCUGUGAUUUGCAGAUUAAACAACACCCUUGAUCCAGAAAAAGGCUGAUUCUCAUUUCAGUGUUGUGAAGAUAACAGAUUCAGGGAGUGUUAUUUAGGAUUAAAAAAAAUGGUGCUGUAUUGAACCCUUAAAAGAUACAGAUAUAGUUUUGGCUUCUGCUAAAUAAAUCACUGAGAAUAUGAUAA
Tachysurus vachellii is the source of this 2250-nucleotide messenger RNA. It is a transcript of the gene snapin, whose product is annotated as SNAP associated protein. The transcript has 4 exons. Lineage: Eukaryota; Metazoa; Chordata; Actinopteri; Siluriformes; Bagridae. Gene Ontology annotation, biological process: synaptic vesicle exocytosis; intracellular protein transport; lysosome organization. The record is from RefSeq and is a predicted model, not a curated record. Gene Ontology annotation, cellular component: BORC complex; BLOC-1 complex; synaptic vesicle. The coding region runs from base 30 to 464 and encodes 144 amino acids. Gene Ontology annotation, molecular function: SNARE binding.